Messenger RNA from Carcharodon carcharias (great white shark), 4405 nucleotides. RefSeq names its product Wilms tumor protein 1-interacting protein homolog. The record is from RefSeq and is a predicted model, not a curated record. Bases 393 to 2666 code for a protein of 757 amino acids. Gene Ontology annotation, molecular function: transcription corepressor activity. Lineage: Eukaryota; Metazoa; Chordata; Chondrichthyes; Lamniformes; Lamnidae. Gene Ontology annotation, biological process: negative regulation of hippo signaling; response to hypoxia; cytoskeleton organization. The transcript has 8 exons. Gene Ontology annotation, cellular component: P-body; nucleus; adherens junction.
UCUGCCAUCCGGAUAUUGUUGCCUUUUUCUCUCCAGAUUGUUACACGUUCGGUUGAAAGUAACGAGCUUCCCUCCGCCGUGCGCGCCAUUCCGCGCUCGGUGCUGCGGCCCCGGGAGUCAAAUUGACCAAAAGGGAAUGUUUGUUUUUUUUUGUGUCAAUUUCAAAUGCAAAGAGUAAAAUGCAGCGCGGGGGAGAGGUAGGAGGACAAUGCAGGGGCUAUAAGAGAAACUCAAUAAUCAAUUAAAGAACAAAAGAAGGAGAAUAGACAGCAUUUCAAAAAGAAGAGGAAUAUGUUUUAAUUCUCGCUCCUGCUGCUGCUUUCUCGGAGAUUUGGAGUUUGCCUGAAGUUCCUCUCGGAUUUUUUUUUGUUGUUGCGAGGACUCUGUAAGUUAUGUCUAAAUUCGAGGAGGAUCUGGGAGUCCAGGCGAGCUUUCUGGAGGAUCUGUCCCUGUACGAGGGGCCGAAUGAUGGGUUUUACAGCGGCCGGAGGGAGCUGCUGGGCAGCUCGGAUUUGGAGGAGACAAAGCGGGCGUUCUUCCUGCAGAUGAUCCCGGGACAUCACCACCACCAUCACCACCACCACCACCCGCAACAGCAGCAACAGCAGCAGCAGCACCACCACAUCCUGCACCUCCAGCCACCGGAGCCGGCCGAGCGGAUGAACGGGGCCGGCGGCGUCGACCUCAGCCACCAGGAGCGGAGCCUGGGCACUUUCUGCAAACUCUCGGCUGCUCCCCGGGCCGGGAGCGGGGCGGAGGUGGUGGUGGUGGCGGCGGCGGCGGCGGCGGCGGCGGGCGGCGAGGCGGAGCCGCUCGGCUGCUACAUCAAAGGGCCCGGGGGCCCGUUCGGGUACAGCGCGGAGAGCCGCCGGUACAGCGGCGGGGGGGGCGGCGGCGGCGGCGGGAUGGUCCCCGAGCCGGGGCUGGGCGGCAGCCGCCAGGGUGGGGUUUACCCGCUCUACCCUCUCCCCAGCAGCGGCAGCGCCGCCGCCGCCACCACCACCACCAAUGUAUCCGCCGGCUCCAGGGGCAACAUUGUAUCGGGGCCCAGGGGCAACAAUGUAUCCGCCCGGGGCAACAAUGUAUCCGGCGGCGGCAGCCCUCGCUCCAGCCUGGCCUCCUCCUCUUCCUCCUCGUCCAACUGCGCCCAGGAGCACAGCAAACACCCCAGCCCCCGCUCCAGCCUCUACCCGAGCCCCCGCUCCAGCCUGGUGGUCCCCGGGCCCCCCCAGGACCGGUACCCGAGCCCCCGGUGCAGCCUGAUCCAGUACGAGGGCGGCGGCGGCGGCGGCGGCGGCGGGGGGAGCGGCGGCAGCAGCGGCGGGGGCAGCAGCGCCCUCAGCUCCCGCUCCAGUUACGCCAGUUCGGCCAGUGACACCAGUAAACACUCGAGCCCCCGGGCCAGCCUCAACAGCUCGGAGGGCGGCGGAGGCGGGGGCAAGGCCGGCAGCAACCGGACCAGCGGCAUCAGCCUCGGCUACGACCAGAGGCACAUCAGCCCCCGCUCCAGCACCGUCAGCCCCCGCUCCAGCUACUCGGACUCCCGCUACAGCGGCCAGGCGGCCGGCUCGGGCUCCGACCCCGACGCUCCCGGGGCCGGGCUGAGCGCCAGGAGCAGCCUCUCCAGCCAGAGCUCCCGCAGCUCCCGCGGCUCCAUGAGCGCCGCCUACCCCGAGCUGCAGCUGCUGGGUGCCGGCCUCCCGGAGGAAGCCUUCCCCGGCCACGACGGCCUGGCCUCGCCCGGGGACCCCCACCCCCACCCCCGACCGCUGGCCGCCCCCACCUCCCCCCGCCACGAGCAGCAGCCUCCUCCCCCGCCCUCCUCCAGCGCCGAAGCGGCUCCCAGCUCCAUCCUCCCCUAUAACUACAGCCCCGGCAAAGGGGCUCCCCCCGCCCACAAGUUCAGGAUCCCCUACCAGGUCACCCCGUCCAGAGAGAGCGGGCCCAGCAUGGCCGAGAAGAGGCUGGAAGCCCUGACCAGGGAGUUGGAGAAAGAGCUGGAGUUACACGUCAAGAAGGAAUAUUUCGGGAUGUGUGUGAAAUGCAGGAAGGGAGUGUAUGGGGCCAGCCAGGCCUGCCAAGCUAUGGGCAACCUCUAUCACACCAACUGUUUCAUCUGCUGCUCCUGUGGGAGGCGAUUGCGAGGGAAGGCUUUCUAUAAUGUGAAUGGCAAGGUGUACUGUGAGGAAGACUUCCUGUAUUCAGGCUUCCAGCAGACGGCCGACAAGUGUUUUGUGUGUGGACAUCUGAUAAUGGAGAUGAUUUUGCAGGCUCUUGGGAAGUCCUAUCACCCUGGUUGUUUCCGCUGUGUGGUGUGCAACGAGUGCUUGGAUGGUGUGCCGUUCACAGUUGAUGUGGACAACAACAUUUACUGUGUCAAAGAUUACCAUACGGUUUUUGCACCAAAAUGUGCGUCCUGUGGACAUCCCAUUCUCCCAGCACAGGGUUCAGAGGAGACUAUCCGAGUGGUGUCAAUGGACAAAGAUUAUCACGUGGAGUGUUAUCACUGUGAGGAUUGUCAUCUCCAGCUGAAUGAUGAGGAGGGCUGUCGUUGUUACCCUCUGGAGGGGCAUCUGCUUUGCCACAGCUGUCACAUCCGGCGAAUCAACAUCCCUCCAUCACCACAUCCUCCCCCGAGUUACCAGCUUCAUAUCACUGAACUGUGAUGUCUGCACUCCCACGUUCAAGACCAGACUUAGCGGUGGCAACUCCUAAACCUGGCAGGAAUCUACUGAGACACCACUAGCCACGCCUGACUCUCGCUCUCUUCCCCAUCCCUCCUCCUCGUACUGCUGUUGUAACCUGAAUCUAGAAGCUUCCUGGCAUUUCUUCUGGAGGGAGAGGGAGCAUCCAAGGUUACUGUUAGAAACCAAUCCCUCAUUCAGGAGAGGAGCAGCUUCCGAGACCAUGGGGAAGAAGAACUGACACACUCUCAGUUAGAGGAAUUCAGUGACCAAAUCUCAGCAGGUGAGACCCUGCCUACCAGUGGUGUUGGGGCGACUGACUGGCCAGACCAGAGGGACAAUCCCAACCUCAGUCCGACUCCCAUCCGACUAUAUGUUCAAGUUUCCAAAACGGCAGCUAGAUCUAGCGCACUCAACACUAACCAUGAUUUCAUUUUUUUUGAAAGCCUCCACUAAAUGUCAUCAGAUGUUUCUGGCUCAGGAUGUGCUUUUCUGAGUAACCAAAGCUUGGUUGCCCCUCUCAAGAUAAAGGGUUUCUUUCAGAUACUCUUCAGCGCACACAGAGGGACAUUGUCACCCUCCGAGAGUCUGUAGGCUGAGGUGCUCUCUUUCGCUUAACUGAUAGCAACUGUUAAAACUUGACCAUGACCAUUGCUUGAUGGGUAAUUCAGCACUUACUAACAUAUCAUCCACUUGCUAUAAUUAACCUCUUCUGUACCAAUUGCAACACACAAGCAUAUAGACUAUGCAAAGUAACGCAACCAUUUUAUAUAAAACUCCUUUAUUGGUUGCAAUGUACAGUGAGCCCAACUUUGUAACUUUUUUAAUAGUUUUUUUUAAAAACAUGUGUUUUUAUUCUAAUUGGAUGACACAGUACAUGUUCCUUUUUGUACUGUUUGUUCAGUGGACCCCACUCCCUCAGCUUUUCUCCCUCCCCCUCCCCCGCCUGUAUAUCUUUGGAUCUUCCAGGAGAUAAUGGGAAGGUCUGUGCUGUUGAUGGUUGCUCAUGUUAAUGCGCAUCAAUUGGACCUUAAUGCACAGAAUUUUUUUCCCCUGCCUUGCAAUGACAUCCCACCCUUCCGAAGGGGAAGCUGGAAGGUUUUUUGUGAAUGGGAAGUGUCUGAGUUACUAGUAUUUAUUCGUUUAGUAACUAGGGCUGUCCUUUUGAAUUGUUGGCAACGAGCGAGCAUUCAGUGGUCGAACUGGACGUUCAGCUUGCUUGACCAACGGUAUUGGUCUCCCUGCUGACUGGAGAUCUUGAAAUCUGACACAUGAUGUCAACUCCACUCUCCCUUUUCCCCCCCCCACCCCACCCCCAGCUGCCUUCUCCACCUUAUUUAUUUUUCCAAAUGACCCCACUCCUUCAUCCCCCACCUCCCUUCACCUGAAAGAAAGGUCUCUUCUCUGUCUGUGGCUAGCUUUCUCCCACAGCUGGGGGUCUUCUGUCACCUUCCCAGGUCACCAAACCCAAACUUUGCCCCUCUUUGCAAACGAACAUGGAGGUACUUGCUUUCUGUUUGCCCAGCAAUAGACAACGAGCACUGUUUCCCUUGUCUUAGUGCCAUGAGCUCAACUUGACAGGAAGUAUCUGGCACCAAAGUCUCAAUGAAAUGUCCUGCCCUUGUCAAUGUCGAUGUCUGCUUAUCCCGGGAGAACUUCCCUUGGCUACUCCUCCAAGAAGAUGCUUCCUGAAUGGUUGGUGCUCAGCUGGCCAGCUAUGG